AUGUCUGUGGUAAGAGCCGAGAGCGACGUGAGCAACCCUUUUCUCUCCAGGAGGGAGAUCGUGUGCAGCUUUGCCAAUAUGAGCGGAAGGCUGGGCAAGAUGAAGGCGACAGAGAUGGUAACAGAGGAGCUUGGCCUUGGUGGCAAGCUGGUCAUUCCCAUUCUGCUGAAGAACCAGGUUGGAAGAACCGACGUAAAGGGCACAUUCUACGUGUAUGACGACGAGGAUCUGGCAAGGAAGCACAUCAAUCCCAGCAUCAUGACACGGUUUGACAAGGCAAGAAAAGCGGCAGAGGGGGCAUCGGAGUAA
Messenger RNA from Geodia barretti, 309 nucleotides. NCBI's taxonomy places the organism in Eukaryota, Metazoa, Porifera, Demospongiae, Tetractinellida, Geodiidae. The record is from the annotation of a GenBank genome assembly.